Molecule: messenger RNA, 3497 nt
Organism: Myotis daubentonii (Daubenton's bat)
Lineage: Eukaryota; Metazoa; Chordata; Mammalia; Chiroptera; Vespertilionidae
Gene: TYW5
Product: tRNA-yW synthesizing protein 5
Biological process (GO): wybutosine biosynthetic process
Molecular function (GO): tRNA binding
Source: RefSeq, a predicted model, not a curated record
CGCAGCCCCGCCGGAAACCCGCCGCUCUCGCGAGUUCAGCGGCCUCGCGGGCCUUUUCUCGCGGGGUCGGGUUUCCGGGCGGGUCGGUUGUGGAGGAACGUGUCGUAGGCCUAGCUUCCGAGAGGCGGAAGUGGACGGGCGCGAGCGGCGAUGGCCGGGCAGCACCUCCCGGUCCCUCGGCUCCAGGGUGUUUCGCAGGAGCAGUUCAUGCAGCACCUCUACCCACAGAGGAAACCUGUAGUGUUGGAAGGAAUUGAUUUGGGGACAUGCACAAGCAAAUGGACGGUGGAGUACCUAAGUCAAGUUGGAGGGAGGAAAGAAGUGAAGAUUCAUGUUGCUGCAGUUCCCCAGAUGGACUUCAUUAGUAAGAACUUUGUAUAUAGAACUUUACCUUUUGACAAGUUGGUUCAGAGGGCAGCUGAAGAAAAGCAUAAAGAAUUCUUUAUUUCAGAGGAUGAAAAGUACUACUUACGGUCGCUUGGGGAAGACCCUAGAAAGGAUGUUGCAGAUAUCAGAAAGCAGUUUCCUUUAUUGGAAGAAGAUAUUAAGUUUCCAAAAUUCUUCAAAGAGGAGCAGUUCUUUUCCAGUGUUUUUCGAAUUAGCUCACCGGGAUUACAACUUUGGACCCACUAUGAUGUAAUGGAUAAUUUCCUAAUACAAGUGACAGGAAAAAAGCGUGUUGUACUGUUCAGUCCUCGAGAUGCCCAGUAUUUAUAUUUAUCAGGUACUAAAUCAGAAGUACUGAAUAUAGAUGACCCAGACUUAGCUAAAUAUCCACUGUUUUCCAAGGCUAGAAGGUAUGAAUGUUCCCUUAAUGCUGGAGAUGUAUUAUUCAUUCCUGCUUUAUGGUUCCAUAAUGUAAUUUCUGAAGAGUUUGGAGUGGGAGUGAAUGUCUUUUGGAAACACCUUCCGUCUGAAUGCUAUGAUAAAACAGAUACCUAUGGAAACAAAGAUCUCACAGCAGCAUCAAGAGCUGCACAAAUUUUGGACAGAGCCUUAAAAACACUGGCUGAAUUACCAGAGGAAUACAGGGACUUCUAUGCACGGCGAAUGGUCUUACACAUUCAAGACAAAGCCUAUAGCAAAAACUUUGAGUAAAUAAUGAAGUGAAUGCAAUGAAUAUAAACUUUUAAAUACGGUUCAGCUCAAAUAUUAGAAAAAUAUAACAAAUUAUAUUUAGAUUUUUUGUUAAAAGAGGAAAGGUAAAUCAAUUUCAGAUUUGCAUAUUAAAUAAGUACAAAGGAGUGUUUGUGUGGUUUUUAUACAGAUUAUUAUGGUUCAAAGAAUGCUAUUCUGGGAUCCUUCUUGCUUUCAGAUUCAAAUAACUAAAAUUCUAACUUAAAAUGACAAAAUGUAUUGAUACAUUGGGCUUUGGUAUUUUUUGUUGUUAUCCUCACCCGAGGAAAUUAACCAUUAAUUUUUAGAGAGAGAAGGGAGGGGGAGAGACAGAGAGAGAAAAAAAUACCAAUGUGAGAGAGACACGGAUUGGUUGCCUCUUGCAUGCUCCCUGACCAGGGCCAGGGAUCCAGCCUGCAACCUAGGUACCGUAUUUUUCCAUCCAUAAGAUGCUAUUUUUUCCUAAAAUCAUUAGACUGAAAAACGAGGGGCAUCUUAUACACGGAAGUCAACUGAGGAGGGAGCUGUGCGGGUGCGUAGCUGCCCAUACCUUGUCAAACAGGCUUCCUCCAAUCACAAGCUUGUUGUUACAUCAACUGAUGCCCUAAUUGGAGGUGGAAGUGGAGAGUGCACAGGUGCAACAAGAACUGGCGCUUUCUGAGCCCAUAAAGGUGUCAAAAAAAAUAAGAUAAAUACCAGUAAGCGAUUGUCUUACUCUGCAAAAUUCAAACUGAAUGUAAUCAGCUAUGCAAGAGAGCAUGGAAAUAGAGCUGCAGAGACACAAUUUGGACCUCCUCCCACAGAGUAUAUGAUCAGACAGUGGAGAAAACAGGAACAACUUAAGAUCCAAAAAAGAAGGCCUUUAGAGGAAAACCAGCAAAAUGUUUAAAAUAUUUUAAUUGUGGGUUAGAAAAGUGAGGGGCGUCUUAUACACGGAAAAAUAUGGUAUAUGCCCUUGACUGGAAUUGAACCCAGGAUCCUUCAGUCCACAGGCCAGUGCUCUGUCUACUGAGCCAAACCAGCUAGGGCAGCCUUCAGUAUUUUUGAUCCAGUGAUUCAGUAGUGUCAUUAGGAACCUCUUGGGUUUUUCCUCCUGUUUUCAACUGCAGCAUUGGCAUCCUCCUAAGGCUGGCUACCUUCAUGGGAUGGUUGCCAAUAGCAGCUCAGGCCGUGUAUGACACCUUCAUUUACAUGCAGUGGAGGAGUCAGGCUGUAUUCCAGCAGCCCUUUCCUAAUAUAAAAAAGCUUUCCCCAAAUUUGCCACCAAAUCCUCGGGUCUUAUUGAUCUAAAAUAGCUUAGACCUAUCCUGAAAGGACCCAUAAGCCAGCCUAGUUUACUGGUGCUGGAAGUAGAAUUCUCGUCCUCUGAGGCAUAUGUGGGCAGAAUGGAUAAUUGUUUAAAUCAGAAUUCUGGUAAGAAAGAGAAAGGUGGGCAGCCAACAAUGUCUACUACAUUAAUCUUUUGAACUUUUAAAAACAAGCCCAGAUCCCAACUUUAUAGACUUGGAAUCUGUGUUUGAGGUUUGAUGCAUAAUCAGGAUUGAGAACAAGAUAUUAAAUAAUAAUUUGGAUGAAUAGUUUUGUGAUUCACCCCAAAUGUUUAAUCUGAUCCUGGUUUUUCUUAGCACCCAGUGUAAGUCAGGCCUGCCCCUUUUCUGUUUUUAAAUGUCAUAAAUCAGUUUUAAUUUAGGCUAAAGUUUCACCUAAAAUUUUCCCCACUAAAUGCUUUUCCACCUAUUCCUUAUUUUAAAAAAGAAUUUUUAAGAAUACGUGAGAAAUCCCAAUGUCCUCAUUAGAGACAAUGAGCCAUUGUAUGUCGAUCUGUGCCAGUCUUUGUUUUGGACCUAGUAAUUAUUUGCACUGUCAUUGACAAUAUACUUACUGAACACAAAUGUGCCCAUCUAAAGCGAUCUGAGUAUGUAAAUUUGGUGCAUCUUAAUUAUGAAGAAAAUCAUUUUCACUAUUGAGAAAUAAUUCAUCUACUCAUAUCCUGUGUUUAGAGUUGGAUUCAUUUCAGGUAUAAAAAGCAAAUUAUAAUAGGAAAAAGUAUAUAAAGAAUUACCUGAACUUCCUAGGCAUCUUUGAGAUGUUGAAGUUAUUUAGAUUGUAAUUAUUAGCUUUUCAUGAAUAUUAACUCUAUUUGUCUUGGUACAUAAUUACACUGGAAUUCUAUCUAUUCAGUAAUUGGUUUCAAACUUGGUCACUUCCUUGGACAAAACAAGGGAAACAAAAUCAACCAGGCUUAUUUUGUACCUUUCUGUUCUUUUGAAUAGCAGUUAUGCGAACAUUUGGAAAGAACUUUACUGACAAGGCUUUUCUCUCACCUAUCUAAAGUUGCCAAGAGAUAUCUGAGCUGAAUUUGACAAAAAAUAAAAUAAAAA